AUGUCAUCAACAACCUGGCAAAACAAAGUCACGACCCCGAUCCCCGCAGACGUCGACCCAUCGGCCAUCGUAAAAAUCCUGCACGACCACAGCUACAUCCUCUCGCUCAACACCAUCGUCACAUCCCACGAAAAAGUCCAACAAGAAGGCCCCCGCGAAAUCUACAACAUCACCGAGUCCAUCCCCAUCCUGCCGCCCAUCUGGAAGCGCAGCGUGACAUUUCAGGGGUCCUUUGAGAAUAAGGAUGACGGGGUGUGGACGUGGGUGACGGCGCCGAUGGGCGUGAAUAUGCAUGCCAAGUAUGUGGUGCGGUGGAAGGAGGAGGGGUUGGAGGGGAGUGGGAGCGGGUGGGCGUUGGAGGAGGAGAUUGAGACGAGGUGUAGUUUGUUGUUGAAGGGGUUUGUGGAGAGGACCAUGUUGGGGAGUCAUCGGAAUAUGCAUCAGAGGUUUAUUGAGAGGGCGAGGGAGCGGGGGGCGGGGCAAGUUGGAGAAGCGAGUCAUGCGCAGUGA
This is a messenger RNA of Zasmidium cellare ATCC 36951, 510 nucleotides long. RefSeq lists its product as uncharacterized. The transcript has a single exon. The record is from RefSeq and is a predicted model, not a curated record. The coding region runs from base 1 to 510 and encodes 169 amino acids. NCBI's taxonomy places the organism in Eukaryota, Fungi, Ascomycota, Dothideomycetes, Mycosphaerellales, Mycosphaerellaceae.